AUGAGGAUAGUCUGGUUGCUGGCCCCUACUGUCCUGCUGACAGUGUCUGUCACACCAGGAGCCGAUGCCUGCAGUCGGUCACCGGUGCUCGUCCUCCUCUGCGCCCGCUGCUUUGCCAACAUCACCUCCCGGUGCCCACACCUGCUCAUCCACACCGAUGCCCACCUCAUCUCAGGGACCACUGCAGAGCCACCCAAGGCCUCUAGCGAGGAGGAGCUGCUGAACUGGGCUCAGUCUACCUACGGGGGCAUCACAUCCUACAGCGAGCUGCGGGAUCCCCGCUGGGUGCAGCUCCGCCUGGGAGAAGAUGCCAGCAGCCCCCCAAACUGCAUCCCCCAGAACCACUUCAAUGCCAUGCUGCACCUUGAGACUGAGGUCUUCUUCCACGGGGUGAAGAGCUGCUCGCAUGGGGACACCCAGAGCACCAGGGCUGCUCACAUCAUCCAUCUGCAGCCAGAGCCCAGCUCCCUGAUCACAGAAGUGAACCUGUCCCUCAGCUGUCCCGAGAAUCACGUCAGCAACCAGAUCCUCAUCCUGCAGAGCAGGGCCAACUUGACCUGGUCUCUCUCCUUCAAGAAGUGCAACAUCCAGGUCAUGGCCUCUGGGAACUACAAGAUCAUGACCAUCUUUCCGACGCUGUUGCCUGGGGAGCUCCUGCCUGACACGGAGCAGGACCUCAUCGCUAAAGCCUUCGAGAAGAACUACAGCACCAUCGCCUCCUACUCCGCCAUCCCCGCCACCACCCGCAUCAGCAUGGAGAUCCAGGAGAACAAGGCGGCCAAGAAGGUGACUGAGAUGAUCACCCCCAUGACCCGCCUGACCCCCACUCCUGAAUUGCAGCCCCACCAGCUGCUGCUCCUGCUCAAGCCCUGGACGUGCACAGAUGAAACCAUGGAGAUCACCAUCAUCAAGUCCCACCUGAAGGUCAUCAAGGACUUGGACAUCAAGGACAUCACACUGAGGGACAUCAACUGCCAGGCAGAGAAAAAUGCCACCCACUUCAUGUUGAAAAGCCCCCUCAGCCACUGUGGCACCUUGCUAGGGGGCAGGGGCUAUGCCAACAAUGAGCUCCUCAUCAAGCUGUCCAAGGGCACAGAACUCCAGGACAUACGGGUGGCCUUCCAGUGCGAGAUCCCACGGGAGCUCUUCCUGCGCCUCUUCCCCACCGCUGCCUUCGAGGUGCCACAGACAGAGCUGGAGGUCAACAAGGAGGCUUUCCUGCAGGCGUCCAUGAUGUGGGACGAC
Messenger RNA from Manacus vitellinus (golden-collared manakin), 1245 nucleotides. Its product is annotated as endoglin. Lineage: Eukaryota; Metazoa; Chordata; Aves; Passeriformes; Pipridae. The transcript has 11 exons. The annotation marks the transcript as partial. The record is from RefSeq and is a predicted model, not a curated record.